AUGAGACAUUUGGAAUCUUCCAAUAGCUUUUGUGGGGUUCGUCAAUGUGACCUUGAACUUGGUCUGUUCAAGAUAUUUUUUUACAUUUUGAAAAGUUAUGCAAGUUUGGAUGGCAAUGGCUGCAGUAAAGAAUACUAUGCUGUGAUGGGUGUGCCACAUGGCUGUUCACUGGAGGAGCUCAAGGAAGCGUAUAUCAAGCUUGCAAAAAGACUUCAUCCUGACAGUAGAAAUAAAGAUGCUGAUGGAGCACAGUUUGCAAUUGUGGAAAAUGCUUACAGGAGACUACAGGAACAUAUCCAAAGUGAAGCAUCAGGUGAAAAUAAGGCAACAGAAGAGGAGGGUGAAGUGAUACAGAUCAAGCACACAGUUCCACAACACAGACAGUAUCUUGGUUAUGAGGGUGUUGGUUUUGGGACACCCACUCAGCGAGAAAAGCAGUACCAGCAGUACAAGGUGGCCAGAGCACAGGACACUGUAACAGAUCGCAGGAUAGAGAAACAUGCUGGGCAGUAUGAAACAGCAGUGAUAGUCAAGGACAAGAAGCGCAGUCAGACUCACAGAGUCAAGGGAAGUAUAAACAGUGUCGUGAAUGACUUGAUUCUUGAUGCAAUGAAUCGGGGUGAUUUUGACAAUCUUCCUGGGGCAGGAAAACCAUUGAAGCAUACCACCUACAAUAUAGGGGUAGAUUCCACCACACACAACCUCAAUAAGAUUCUAGUCAACAAUGGCUUUGCUCCUGAGUGGGUCAUGCUGCAGAAAGAUAUCAAGUCAGAACAUAAAAAAGGCAGAAAACAAUUAUGCAGAAAGAGACUCUUUUUAGGAGGACUUCCCUUUACAUCUAGUCAAGAAAAACUUUGGAAGGGAUACACAGAUGACUUUCGCCAAACUAUAGCAGAUGUUAAUAAAUUAAUAGAUAAGUUCAACAUGAUAGUCCCUUCAAUGCAGUGGCAAAUGUUUCAUUACAAAACAGAGCCUUUUAUUAAACAAACUUUAGAUGCAGAUUUAGAAGCAUUGGCUCAGGAACUUGGUGAAAAAAUAGCAAAAUUCUCAGGAAAUCAGCAAGAGUGCAGAAACUUUGAUCCAGGAAUGUCUGGAGGGCCUGGUGAUGAAAAUGCAGUAUUUAAGGAAUUUUACAAUGAAAUUAAAUCUUGGUUUUUAAAUUUAAAGACAGAGAAAAAAGAUGGUUAGCCUCACUCGUUUAGAUGAAAUUGACCAAGGCAUGAAAUAGAUGUCACUAUGAGAGCAUCCACAAAAUUCAACUGAUACUAUAUAACAUAAUAAACAUAUCACUGUCUUAAAGAUGAACAUAUACUUGUUUCUGGUCAUCGGAUUUUCAAAUGAUAUACCUGUCU
Owenia fusiformis is the source of this 1352-nucleotide messenger RNA. The record is from the annotation of a GenBank genome assembly. Lineage: Eukaryota; Metazoa; Annelida; Polychaeta; Sabellida; Oweniidae.